UAAUUAUAAACCCAGAAAUCUUAUCCCUGUUGUUUCGUUCUUCCGCUGUUUCCUCACUUUCAGGCUUCCAAUUCCUUUCAGUGUCUCAGGAAAACGAAGAUGGCAGGAAAAGGUGGAAAGGGGCUUCUGGCAGCGAAAACAACCGCAGCUAGCAAGGAAAAAGACAAGGAUAAGGACAAGAAGCGCCCGGUUUCUCGCUCAUCUCGUGCUGGAAUUCAGUUUCCCGUCGGUCGUAUCCACCGUCACCUCAAAUCUCGGGCUUCUGCAAACGGGAGAGUUGGCGCCACAGCUGCUGUUUACCUGGCUUCUAUCCUUGAAUACUUGACAGCCGAGGUUCUUGAGUUGGCCGGAAAUGCAAGCAAGGAUCUGAAAGUGAAAAGAAUCACCCCAAGGCAUCUGCAGCUGGCUAUUAGGGGGGAUGAAGAGCUUGACACCCUCAUCAAGGGCACCAUUGCUGGUGGUGGUGUGAUCCCUCACAUUCACAAGUCCCUCAUCAACAAAACCACCAAAGAAUAGUAAUGUCUGAUUUCAAACAGAUGUUUACUUUCAAGUACCUUUUAUAUGUUUGUCAUGCGUCUUCUGUGUUAUGUGUAGGUUUUGUUUAAUCUCUCUAGAACAUCUGGUUAGUGUAUAUGUUUGUAGUAACUCUCUAGGUUUGUUCCUUUGAACUUGUGACCUAUACUUAGAGUAGGAAUGAUGCUUGUUGGGUACUUUUAACUAAUGUUUCCUUGGAUAUUUUAUCAGAUUAUGGCUGAGAAGUUCUCAUA
Molecule: messenger RNA, 767 nt
Organism: Hibiscus syriacus
Lineage: Eukaryota; Viridiplantae; Streptophyta; Magnoliopsida; Malvales; Malvaceae
Product: histone H2A variant 1-like
Exons: 3
Coding region: 100-516 (138 amino acids)
Cellular component (GO): nucleosome
Molecular function (GO): structural constituent of chromatin; DNA binding; protein heterodimerization activity
Source: RefSeq, a predicted model, not a curated record